AUGGAAACACACGAUGAAUCCGCGCAUCAAGAGGAAAAUGGCUCUCGCUCAGACUCUGGAAUAGCAGCCCUUGCAGAUGACAGAGAAGUCUUACAAAAUGAAAAACAAGACCGAAACGUCUCUUCAAAUGGAAAGAUCGAGCUCACGGAAUCCGCCGCUUAUGAUGUUCUAGGAUACAGCUAUCCUGUAUGGAGAAAGUGGCAGAUUCUUUGUGUGAUGUUCUGUAUCCAAAUCUCGAUGAAUUUGAACGCAAGUCUUUAUGCCAAUGGUGUCGCAGCAAUAUCCAAGGAGCACAACGUCAGCGAACAAGUGGCAAGAAUCCCGCAACUGACAUUUCUGUGCGCGUACGCAUUUGGCUGUGAGCUUUGGGCCCCAUGGAGUGAAGAGCUUGGGCGAUGGCCAACCCAGCAGCUAAGUCUGCUUCUGGUCAACAUAUGGCAAUUGCCCUGUGCUCUUGCUCCCAAUUUUGCCACAUAUGUUGUAGUUCGCCUUCUUGGAGGCUUGAGCACAGCCGGUGGAUCAGUAACUCUUGGGGUAAUUGCAGACAUGUGGGAGCCAGAUGACCAAGAAUAUGCCGUCGCAUUCCUGGUGUUAUCUUCCGUUGGAGGCUCAGUUGUUGGUGCUGUUGUUGGUGGGUUUGUGGAAGCUCGUCAUCCAUUACCCUGGAUUUUCUGGGUUCAACUCCUCGCUGGAGGGUGCGUCCAAAUCUUUCACUUCUUCCUGGUGCCAGAAACGAGAGCAACCAUCAUUCUCGAUAGGGAAGCAAAAAGAAAACGUAAGGCUGGGCCGGGAGAAGUCAACAUAUGGGGACCACAUGAGAUUCACGGCUUCUCGUUGUCCCUGCGUGAUAUUUGGGCCGUAUGGAAACGGCCAUUUGUCAUGCUCGUCACCGAGCCCAUCGUUUUGUGGCUGUCGCUGUUAAGUGGUUUCAGCGAUUCCUUAAUUUUUACAUUUCUCCAAGGCUUUCAACCAAUUUAUAAGCAAUGGGGCUUUGGCACAAUUCAAAUCAGUCUUGCCUUUUUACCGUUAGUGAUUUUCUCCGUUAUUUUUCAGAUCAAGUCGAGCUCGUUGUACUCGAUCUAUCAGUCUUCCAUUGACUAUACGGUUGCUGCCUAUGGAGAAUAUGCAGCAUCAGCUACAGCAGGAAAUGAUUUUGCUCGCGACUUUCUUGCAGGAAUCGCAGCUAUGUAUUCAACGCCAAUGUUUGAGAACAUUGGGCACAAGCAUCCUUACGCAAACGCUACAACGAUUCUUGCCUGCGUCUCGGUUGUUGUUACCGUGCCAAUUUACUAUUUCUACCGAAAUGGACCUGCAAUCCGCGAGAAAUCGCCUUUCGCAAAACAUAUGAUGGAGAAGAACAAACAGCGUCGACUCUCUCGGAUUACAAAAGGGGAGAAAUCUGAACUUACUGAAAGUCAUGUGGAAGAUGCACUCAACCCGCAUUGA
Penicillium verhagenii is the source of this 1446-nucleotide messenger RNA. RefSeq lists its product as uncharacterized. Bases 1 to 1446 code for a protein of 481 amino acids. The record is from RefSeq and is a predicted model, not a curated record. The transcript is spliced from 2 exons. Lineage: Eukaryota; Fungi; Ascomycota; Eurotiomycetes; Eurotiales; Aspergillaceae. Gene Ontology annotation, molecular function: transmembrane transporter activity. Gene Ontology annotation, biological process: transmembrane transport.